CGCCCUCCCGUGGCACCCAACCACAACUCCUGCUCCGGCACCCCCUUCCCUCCCCAGCCUUCUCCACCGCUCUCCCUCCCCCCUCGUCGGCGGCGAAAAUCUCCGGAUCCAUCCCGGCCUCCGUUCCAUCGCCACCCUCUCCACCCGCAAGGGUUUAAUUCUGAGGGGAAUUUCCGAGCAUUUCCUGCCUGCCUACGGCGUAAAUACAGGUCUGCGGGCUGUCCUGCUUCGUCUCGCGGUCUUCGAUGCGUGGUGGAGGCAACACGGAUAGGAUGCAGCAGGUUCAGCACACGGUUCAGACGCACGGAUAUGGACUGGCCAGAAAGCACACUUAUGACUGGGUCGUUCUUACGCUCCUAGCUGCGGCCGUGGUCGUCUUGCAUUAUGCUCCGCCGUUUAAUCGGUUCGUUGGGAAGGAUAUGAUGGCUGAUAUUAGGUACCCGGUGAAACAGAGUACUGUGCCAGCAUGGGCUGUUCCUGUAAUCUCUAUGCUGUGUCCAGUGCUUGUUUUCGUAGCGGUGUAUGUUGCUAGAAGGGACGUCUAUGACCUUCACCACGCAACGCUAGGUGUUAUUUUCGCUGUGCUGAUCACUGCCGCGUUCACUGAUGUGAUAAAGACUGCAGUAGGGAGACCAAGGCCAGACUUCUUUUGGCGGUGUUUUCCUGAUGGAAGGCAGGUAUAUGAUCAAGUGACAGGUGGUGUGAUUUGCCAUGGCGAGAAAGGUUUCUUAACUGAUGGGCGCAAGAGUUUUCCUAGUGGACACACGUCGUGGUCUUUUGCUGGACUUGGAUUUUUGUCACUAUACUUAUCUGGCAAAAUUAAGGCGUUUGAUCGCAAAGGUCAUGUGGCAAAACUUUGCAUCGUGAUUCUUCCUCUUCUUCUUGCUUCGCUUGUUGGGGUUUCUAGAAUAGACAACUAUCGGCACCACUGGGAGGAUGUGCUUGUCGGUGGCCUGAUUGGAUAUAUCAUGGCAGUGCUGUGCUAUCUGCACUUCUUUCCUCCUCCAUAUCACCAUCAAGGUUGGGGUCCCUAUGCGUACUUCCACAUGCUGGAAGAGCUUGAGGUGCACAAUUCAAAUAAUGCACAAAACCAGCAGUCUGCAGGUGAGCAUCAUAUCGGAUUGACCGGCCAACACCAUAACGGGAGAUCAAGAAAUGAUUUGGAAUCUGGAAGUGUGUAACUCACCCCUCUGUGGAACCGACUAGCAUACCUUGUACAGUAAGCAUGCGUUAAAAACUUUUUUAUGUGUGCACUAAGCAAGUAUUAGGAGUUUAGAACUAGAUAUGUGCUAUCUCCCCCUCAUGUUUGUGUACAAAAGUCACUCGCUCAGUAUAUUCUGACCUAGUUGUUCUAGGGCCACCUGUUGUAUCUAAAUCAUGUGUUAACGUCGUAGACCGUGUGAGUGGCUGGUGGAAGUACUGAGUACGAACUUAUUCCGCUGUUAAACAAGCACAACUGAGCAAUGAUAAUGA
This is a messenger RNA of Triticum dicoccoides, 1473 nucleotides long. RefSeq names its product lipid phosphate phosphatase 2-like. Gene Ontology annotation, biological process: phospholipid dephosphorylation; phospholipid metabolic process. Lineage: Eukaryota; Viridiplantae; Streptophyta; Magnoliopsida; Poales; Poaceae. Gene Ontology annotation, molecular function: phosphatidate phosphatase activity. The coding region runs from base 246 to 1181 and encodes 311 amino acids. The record is from RefSeq and is a predicted model, not a curated record. The transcript is spliced from 9 exons. Gene Ontology annotation, cellular component: membrane.